Messenger RNA from Orcinus orca (killer whale), 2915 nucleotides. RefSeq names its product cullin 2 (gene CUL2). The transcript is spliced from 21 exons. The record is from RefSeq and is a predicted model, not a curated record. Gene Ontology annotation, biological process: protein ubiquitination; SCF-dependent proteasomal ubiquitin-dependent protein catabolic process. Gene Ontology annotation, molecular function: ubiquitin protein ligase binding. Bases 222 to 2459 code for a protein of 745 amino acids. Lineage: Eukaryota; Metazoa; Chordata; Mammalia; Artiodactyla; Delphinidae. Gene Ontology annotation, cellular component: SCF ubiquitin ligase complex; Cul2-RING ubiquitin ligase complex.
GCCUGCGCGCAGUAAUGGCAGCGCGGUGAGCAGGGACGGAGCUGACAGCCGCCGCCGCCCACCCUCCUCGCCGGGCUUCGUCCUGCGCGCCCUCGGGCUGUCUCCCACCCCUGGCCCCUGCCCCGCGUCCCGCCUCUGCAGCAGGUAACCCGCUGAAGGCCCGGAUCCGGUUGCGGGCACCGGGAAACUUCCCUUCCCGAUUUCAACACUAAACUUGCACAAUGUCUUUGAAACCAAGAGUAGUGGAUUUUGAUGAAACCUGGAACAAACUCCUCACGACAAUCAAAGCUGUGGUCAUGUUGGAGUACGUGGAGAGAGCAACAUGGAACGACCGCUUCUCAGAUAUCUAUGCUUUAUGUGUGGCCUAUCCUGAACCCCUUGGAGAAAGACUUUAUACAGAAACUAAGAUUUUUUUGGAAAAUCACGUACGGCAUUUGCACAAGAGAGUUCUGGAGUCUGAAGAGCAAGUACUUGUUAUGUAUCAUAGGUACUGGGAGGAAUACAGCAAGGGUGCAGACUAUAUGGACUGCUUGUAUAGGUAUCUCAACACCCAGUUUAUUAAAAAGAAUAAAUUGACAGAAGCUGACCUUCAGUAUGGUUAUGGUGGUGUAGAUAUGAAUGAACCACUUAUGGAGAUAGGAGAGCUAGCAUUGGAUAUGUGGAGGAAAUUGAUGGUUGAACCACUUCAGACCAUCCUCAUCCGAAUGCUGCUCCGAGAAAUCAAAAAUGAUCGUGGUGGAGAAGACCCAAACCAGAAAGUAAUCCAUGGGGUUAUUAACUCCUUUGUUCAUGUUGAACAGUAUAAGAAAAAAUUCCCCUUAAAGUUUUAUCAGGAAAUCUUUGAGUCUCCCUUCCUGACUGAAACAGGAGAGUAUUACAAACAAGAAGCUUCAAAUUUAUUACAAGAAUCAAAUUGCUCACAGUAUAUGGAAAAGGUUCUAGGUAGAUUAAAAGAUGAAGAAAUUCGAUGUCGAAAAUACUUACAUCCAAGUUCAUAUACUAAAGUAAUUCAUGAAUGUCAGCAACGAAUGGUAGCAGACCACUUACAGUUCUUACAUGCAGAAUGUCAUAAUAUCAUCCGACAAGAGAAAAAAAAUGACAUGGCAAAUAUGUAUGUCUUACUCCGUGCUGUGUCCACUGGUUUACCUCAUAUGAUUCAGGAGCUGCAAAAUCAUAUCCAUGAUGAGGGCCUUAGAGCAACCAGUAAUCUUACUCAGGAAAAUAUGCCAACACUAUUUGUGGAGUCAGUUCUGGAAGUACAUGGUAAAUUUGUUCAGCUUAUCAACACUGUUUUGAAUGGUGAUCAGCACUUUAUGAGUGCGUUGGAUAAGGCCCUUACAUCAGUUGUAAAUUACAGAGAACCCAAGUCUGUUUGCAAAGCACCUGAAUUGCUCGCUAAGUACUGUGACAACUUGCUGAAGAAAUCAGCCAAGGGGAUGACAGAGAAUGAAGUAGAGGACAAGCUCACGAGCUUUAUUACUGUCUUUAAAUAUAUCGACGAUAAGGAUGUUUUUCAAAAGUUCUACGCAAGAAUGCUGGCGAAACGUUUAAUUCAUGGGUUAUCCAUGUCUAUGGAUUCUGAAGAAGCCAUGAUCAAUAAAUUAAAGCAAGCCUGUGGUUAUGAAUUUACCAGCAAGCUACAUCGGAUGUACACAGAUAUGAGUGUCAGUGCGGAUCUGAACAAUAAGUUCAACAAUUUUAUCAAAAAUCAAGACACAGUAAUAGAUUUGGGAAUUAGUUUUCAAAUAUAUGUUCUACAGGCUGGUGCAUGGCCUCUUACUCAGGCUCCUUCAUCUACAUUUGCAAUUCCCCAGGAAUUGGAAAAAAGUGUACAGAUGUUUGAAUUAUUUUACAGCCAGCAUUUCAGUGGAAGGAAACUUACAUGGUUACAUUAUCUUUGUACAGGUGAAGUUAAAAUGAACUAUUUGGGCAAACCGUACGUAGCUAUGGUCACAACAUACCAAAUGGCGGUUCUUCUUGCCUUUAACAACAGUGAAACCGUCAGCUAUAAAGAACUUCAAGACAGCACUCAGAUGAACGAAAAGGAACUGACAAAAACAAUCAAAUCAUUACUCGAUGUGAAAAUGAUUAACCAUGAUUCAGAAAAGGAAGACAUUGAUGCAGAAUCUUCAUUUUCAUUAAAUAUGAACUUUAGCAGUAAAAGAACAAAAUUUAAAAUUACUACAUCAAUGCAGAAAGACACACCACAGGAAAUGGAGCAGACGAGAAGUGCUGUAGAUGAAGAUCGGAAAAUGUACCUCCAAGCUGCUAUAGUUCGUAUCAUGAAAGCACGAAAAGUACUUCGGCAUAAUGCCCUUAUUCAGGAGGUGAUUAGCCAGUCAAGAGCUCGGUUUAAUCCUAGUAUCAGCAUGAUUAAGAAGUGCAUUGAAGUUCUCAUAGACAAACAGUACAUCGAACGCAGCCAGGCGUCAGCAGAUGAGUACAGCUACGUAGCGUGACGCGCGCUUCCCCGGUGUGGAUGUGAGAAGGUCAUUGCCAUCGCCAUCCGGUGUGUCCUGUGGGAGAAAGCAGGCCUGUGCCUCCAUAAUUUGGCCAUUUGGCAGCCCCUGUUUCUCUGCUGUUUACAACAUCACCAGUGCCACGUCAUGAGCGUCAGAGAAAAUGCCUAGAGAUAUUUCAAGCUCAUGUCAUUAUGACAUUUCUUAAAACUUUAUUAAAAAAGAAUGAGUGAAGUAUUGCUGAAAUGUGGAAAUUUGGCUGGGUACCAUGCUUUUUCUCCCCUUCACGUUUGCAGUUGAUGUUUUUUUUUUUUUUUUUUUAAUGUAUCUUAAAGGACAUAAGAUAAAAAACUUAAAUAUUGUAAUAUGACAGAUAACCUAAUAAUUGUAUCUACAUUAAAAUGACAAACAUGAUAUUGCUGCUUGUCAAAUAAAAAAAUAAAGAAAUAGAAUGCC